GCAGCCCGGCCGGCGCGCGCACGCCGCGAGCCGCUGGCGCUCGGGCUCCGCUCGGAUUCCAUGCAACAGCCAGGAUGUGAAGCGGGGCAAAGCCGGGGGAACCCAACCCAGCCAGCCUCCAGACGCUGCCAGUCUGACACUCCGCUCAAGGCCUGUCUGUAAGGACCGGGGGGCCACCCCCCUCCAGGGAGGAGGCCGGAGGCUGCAGGUCCCUGCCAAGCAUGGCGCCUGCCCGGGGCCCCGGCGUGGCGUCCGUGGUUGGCCCCGUGGGCUUCCUCGUGGUCCUGCUGGUCGGAGGCUGCGCCGCAGAAGAGCCCCCCAGGUUCAUCAAAGAGCCCAAGGACCAGAUCGGAGUUUCAGGGGGCGUGGCAUCCUUUGUGUGCCAGGCCGCAGGAGACCCCAAGCCGCGGGUGACCUGGAACAAGAAGGGCAAGAAGGUCAAUUCGCAGCGCUUUGAGACCAUUGAGUUUGACGAGAGUGCGGGAGCCGUGCUGAGGAUCCAGCCGCUGCGGACGCCUCGCGACGAGAACGUGUACGAGUGUGUGGCCCAGAACGCUGUCGGGGAGAUCACGGUCCACGCCAAGCUCACUGUCCUCCGAGAAGACCAGCUGCCCCCUGGCUUCCCCAACAUUGACAUGGGCCCCCAGCUGAAGGUGGUUGAGCGGACUCGGACGGCUACGAUGCUCUGCGCUGCCAGUGGCAACCCUGACCCCGAAAUCACCUGGUUCAAGGACUUCCUGCCUGUGGACCCCAGUGCCAGCAACGGGCGCAUCAAGCAGCUGCGGUCAGGGGCCCUCCAGAUUGAAAGCAGCGAGGAGACCGACCAGGGCAAAUACGAGUGUGUGGCCGCCAACAGCGCGGGCGUGCGCUACUCCUCGCCCGCCAACCUCUACGUGCGAGAGCUUCGAGAAGUCCGCCGCGUGGCCCCUCGAUUCUCCAUCUUACCCAUGAGCCACGAGAUCAUGCCAGGUGGCAACGUGAACAUCACCUGCGUGGCCGUGGGCUCGCCCAUGCCAUACGUCAAGUGGAUGCAGGGGGCGGAGGACCUGACGCCGGAAGAUGACAUGCCCGUGGGUCGGAAUGUGCUGGAACUCACGGAUGUCAAGGAUUCUGCCAAUUACACAUGCGUGGCCAUGUCCAGCCUGGGUGUCAUCGAGGCCGUGGCCCAGAUCACAGUGAAGUCUCUGCCCAAAGCCCCGGGGACUCCCGUGGUGACGGAGAACACAGCCACCAGCAUCACCAUCACCUGGGACUCGGGCAACCCGGACCCUGUGUCCUACUACGUCAUCGAGUACAAAUCCAAGAGCCAGGACGGGCCCUAUCAGAUCAAGGAGGACAUCACCACGACGCGCUACAGCAUUGGGGGCCUGAGCCCCAACUCUGAGUAUGAGAUCUGGGUGUCUGCUGUCAACUCCAUCGGGCAGGGCCCCCCGAGCGAGCCCGUGGUCACCCGCACAGGCGAGCAGGCGCCGGCCAGCGCCCCCAGGAACGUGCAGGCCCGCAUGCUGAGCGCCACCACCAUGAUCAUCCAGUGGGAGGAGCCCGUGGAGCCCAACGGCCUGGUCCGGGGGUACCGGGUCUACUACACCAUGGAGCCCGAGCACCCCGUGGGCAACUGGCAGAAGCACAAUGUGGAUGACAGCCUGCUGACCACCGUGGGCAGCCUGCUGGAGGACGAGACCUACACGGUGCGCGUGCUGGCCUUCACCUCCGUGGGAGACGGGCCCCUCUCGGACCCCAUCCAGGUCAAGACGCAGCAGGGAGUGCCUGGCCAGCCCAUGAACUUCCGGGCAGAGGCCAAGUCGGAGACCAGCAUUGGGCUCUCAUGGAGCCCCCCAAGGCAAGAAAGCAUCAUCAAGUACGAGCUGCUGUUCCGCGAAGAACCGUCCGCCCCCCCUCAAGACGUUAAAUGUGUCAGCACGCGUUCCACGGCCAUUUUGGUAAGUUGGCGCCCACCGCCGCCGGAAACGCACAACGGGGCCCUGGUGAGCUAUAGCGUCCGCUACCGACCGCUGGGCUCAGAGGACCCGCAGCCCAAGGAGGUGAACGGCAUCCCCCCGACCACCACUCAGAUCCUGCUGGAGGCGCUGGACAAGUGGACGGAGUACCGCAUCACGACUGUCGCUCACACAGAGGUGGGGCCAGGGCCCGAGAGCUCGCCCGUGGUCAUCCGCACCGACGAGGACGGUAAGCACUGGCCCCGCCCGGGACCCCCGAAGACUGCAGCCCAGUCCCCGCCUCGGAAACUUCUGUCUGGAAAACUGGGCUGGCUGGUGGUCAGGGGUAGACGCCACAGCAUGACAGGGAGACGCGUGAGGCAAGCAGCUGCCGCGCGGAGUCCCGGGCUCCCCGGGCGCUCACCUCCUGCUCUCUCCCCUGCCGCCGCCUCCCGCGCUCAGUGGGAGAUGGAUGACAUGGCCGAAUACGAGAUGGUCAUCACCAACCUGCAGCCUGAGACGGCCUACUCCGUCACGGUAGCCGCCUACACCAUGAAAGGCGAUGGUGCGCGCAGCAAACCCAAGGUGGUCGUGACCAAGGGAGCAGUGCUGGGCCGCCCCACCCUCUCGGUGCAGCAGACCCCCGAGGGCAGCCUGCUGGCACGCUGGGAGCCCCCAGCCGGCACGGCGGAGGACCCGGUGCUGGGCUACCGCCUGCAGUUUGGCCGCGAGGACUCGUCCCCCCUGGCCACACUGGAGUUCCCGCCCACUGAGGACCACUACACAGCUUUGGGCGUGCACAAGGGGGCCACGUAUGUGUUCCGACUGGCAGCCCGCAGCCGAGGCGGGCUGGGCGAGGAGGCGGCUGAGGCCCUGAGCAUUCCCGAGGACACGCCCCGUGGCCACCCGCAGAUCCUGGAGGCGGCGGGCAACGCCUCGGCCGGCACAGUCCUGCUCCGCUGGCUGCCACCUGUGCCCGCCGAGCGCAACGGGGCCAUUGUCAAGUACACGGUGGCGGUGCGAGAGGCCGGUGCCCUGGGCCCCGCCCGAGAGACCGAGCUGCCCGCGGCGGCCGAGCCGGGCGCCGAGAACGUGCUCACGCUGAAGGGCCUCAAGCCCGACACAGCCUAUGACCUCCAAGUGCGGGCCCACACGCGCCGGGGCCCUGGCCCCUACAGCCCCCCCGUCCGCUACCGGACGUUCCUGCGGGACCAAGUCUCCCCCAAGAACUUCAAGGUGAAGAUGAUCAUGAAGACGUCUGUUCUGCUCAGCUGGGAGUUCCCCGACAACUACAACUCGCCCACUCCCUACAAGAUCCAGUACAACGGGCUCACACUGGACGUGGACGGCCGGACCACCAAGAAGCUUAUCACGCACCUCAAGCCCCACACCUUCUAUAACUUUGUGCUGACCAGCCGAGGCAGCAGCCUGGGUGGCCUCCAGCAAACGGUCACCGCCUGGACCGCCUUCAACCUGCUCAGCGCCAAGCCCAGCGUGGCGCCCAAGCCGGACUCCGACGGCUUCAUCAUGGUGUAUCUGCCUGACGGCCAGAGCCCUGUGCCUGUCCAGAACUACUUCAUCGUGAUGGUGCCCCUGCGCAGGUCUCGUGGAGGCCAGUUCCUGACCCCGCUGGGCAGCCCAGAGGACAUGGACCUGGAGGAGCUCAUCCAGGACAUCUCACGGCUGCAGAGACGCAGCCUGCGGCACUCUCGCCAGCUGGAGGUGCCCCGGCCCUACAUUGCCGCCCGCUUCUCGAUGCUGCCGUCCACCUUCCAUCCCGGUGACCAGAAGCAGUACGGGGGCUUUGACAACAGGGGCCUGGAGCCUGGCCACCGAUAUGUCCUCUUCGUCCUCGCCGUGCUGCAAAAGAGCGAGCCGACAUUUGCAGCCAGCCCCUUCUCAGACCCCUUCCAGCUGGAUAACCCGGACCCUCAGCCCAUCGUGGACGGCGAGGAAGGGCUUAUCUGGGUGAUCGGCCCCGUGCUGGCCGUGGUCUUCAUCAUCUGCAUCGUGAUUGCCAUCUUGCUCUACAAGAAUAAACCCGACAGUAAGCGCAAAGACUCGGAGCCCCGCACCAAAUGCCUGCUGAACAACGCCGACCUCGCCCCCCACCACCCCAAGGACCCCGUGGAGAUGAGACGCAUGAACUUCCAGACACCCGAUUCAGGCCUCAGCAGCCCCCUCAGGGAGCCGGGGUUUCACUUUGAAAGCAUGCUCAGCCACCCGCCCAUCCCCAUCUCCGACAUGGCAGAGCACACCGAGCGCCUCAAGGCCAACGACAGCCUCAAGCUGUCCCAGGAGUACGAGUCCAUCGACCCCGGCCAGCAGUUCACGUGGGAACACUCCAACCUGGAAGUGAACAAGCCCAAAAACCGCUACGCCAACGUCAUCGCCUACGACCACUCCCGGGUCAUCCUGCAGCCCAUCGAGGGCAUCGUGGGCAGCGACUACAUCAACGCCAACUACGUGGACGGCUACCGCCGGCAGAACGCCUACAUCGCCACGCAGGGCCCGCUGCCCGAGACCUUCGGCGACUUCUGGCGGAUGGUGUGGGAGCAGCGUUCUGCCACCAUCGUCAUGAUGACGCGGCUGGAGGAGAAGUCACGGAUCAAGUGUGACCAGUACUGGCCCAGCAGGGGCGCGGAGACCUACGGCUUCAUCCAGGUCACGUUGCUGGACACCAUCGAGCUGGCCACGUUCUGUGUGCGGACGUUCUCUCUGCACAAGAACGGCUCCAGUGAGAAGCGCGAAGUCCGCCAGUUUCAGUUCACGGCUUGGCCGGACCAUGGGGUGCCCGAGUACCCAACGCCGUUCCUGGCUUUCCUGCGGAGAGUCAAGACCUGCAACCCCCCAGAUGCAGGCCCCAUCGUGGUCCACUGCAGCGCUGGCGUGGGCCGCACGGGCUGCUUCAUCGUCAUCGACGCCAUGCUCGAGCGCAUCAAGCCGGAGAAGACCGUGGACGUGUACGGCCACGUGACGCUCAUGCGGUCGCAGCGCAACUACAUGGUGCAGACCGAGGACCAGUACAGCUUCAUCCACGAGGCCCUGCUGGAGGCCGUGGGCUGCGGCAACACCGAGGUGCCGGCCCGCAGCCUCUACGCCUACAUCCAGAAGCUGGCGCAGGUGGAACCCGGCGAGCACGUCACCGGCAUGGAGCUGGAGUUCAAGCGGCUGGCCAACUCCAAAGCCCACACGUCCCGCUUCAUCAGUGCCAACCUGCCUUGCAACAAGUUCAAGAACCGCUUGGUGAACAUCAUGCCCUACGAGAGCACGCGGGUCUGCCUGCAGCCCAUCCGGGGCGUGGAGGGCUCUGACUACAUCAACGCCAGCUUCAUUGACGGCUACAGGUACUCGCAGCGGCCGCGGUGGGGCUCUGGCCUUUGCCCAGUGAUGCUGGGGGGGCCCCGCCCUGCCCACAAGGGGCUUUUGCAGUCGGGCAACUGCAGGACAGGCGAGGCCAGCUCCGGGCAGGCUCCGGAAGCGACGGUCUCCGGAUGUGCGUUUAGCCGGCGGCCCCGACGGGCGUUUCCGCCGUCCCCUGCGUCGGUGUUUCUUCAUCGGGGCGUUUCUCCUGCCCCCCGAGACUGGGCGGGUCUAGAAGUGGGGCAGUGCUGGCCUCCAGUAAGUGGGGGCGGGCUGCUGCUCAGCACCCUGCAGUGCACGGAACAGCCCGCGGCAGGAAACACUGCCCGCCGCGGGCGCCCGCUGCUGCCCGAGGGGAGGGUCCAGGCGGAGGCCCAGGGCCCGAGCGGGGCCCUGAGGGAAAAAUGUCACCAGUACUGGCCAGCCGAGCGCUCCGCCCGCUAUCAGUACUUCGUGGUGGAUCCGAUGGCCGAGUACAACAUGCCGCAGUACAUCCUGCGGGAGUUCAAGGUCACAGAUGCCCGGGAUGGUCAGUCUCGGACUGUCCGGCAGUUCCAGUUCACGGACUGGCCAGAACAGGGUGUGCCAAAGUCAGGGGAGGGCUUCAUUGACUUCAUUGGCCAAGUCCACAAGACCAAGGAGCAGUUCGGCCAGGAUGGCCCCAUCUCUGUCCACUGCAGCGCUGGCGUGGGCAGGACGGGCGUCUUCAUCACGCUCAGCAUUGUGCUGGAGCGGAUGCGGUACGAAGGCGUGGUGGACAUCUUCCAGACGGUGAAGAUGCUGCGGACCCAGAGGCCAGCCAUGGUGCAGACGGAGGACGAGUACCAGUUCUGUUACCAGGCGGCGCUGGAGUACCUCGGGAGCUUCGACCACUAUGCAACCUAAAGCCAUGGCCGGCCUGCGGCCUCCGCCCGCGGUGAGCCCGAGAGGCUGGACUCGGCCGGCGGCGCGGCGGUUCUGCACGUCUCGGGGAAUGAGGCGGCCCUGCAGCCCCCCACGGCCCCGGCAGCCCCCCGGCACCAGCUGCCGCCCUCAGAUACUCGGCACAUUCCUCAUUUCCUUCCGAUUCCAAAACAGGAGAUUCCGGGGUGGGGGUGGGGGGUGGUGAACAAACAGGGGUUCUCCCCAGAACCAGAGGACAGGGGUGCGGGCCUUGGAUUGACCCCUCGUCCUCCCCCCGCGCCGUCCUGCCCACGCCUGGGGGCGCCGGGCUGGGGGCAGAAUUCAGCUUUCUUGGGAACUCGGUGUAACUGUAACCAGUGACAUUUCCUUUUUUUAAAUAGUGUAUUUUUUUUCUUUUUUCUUUUUUUUUUUUUAAAGAAGAAACAAAACAGAAAAAAAGACGCGCCAGUCAAUGAAUUUUAAAACUUUGCUUAUUGUUCCUAUUCUGUUCACAGACUCUUUUUUCCACCGCAGCAGGCGUCUCGCGCGGCGGGCCCCCGCCGGACGUGUGCCUUGCUCCCGAGUGGGCCGUCCCCUUGCGCCUGGUUUCUUCUCUUCCCUUUUUUGCUUUUGUUUUUGAUCGACUCCUCAGACAUAUCACGGCCAGCUCCGAGGACAGGGCGGCCGGCAGCUCAGGCCACCAGCCGGGGCCUGGCCCCUCCGAGGUGGGCCCUGCCUCAGACACGACGGCAGCGACCCCCUCACUGCCCGAGCCCCCCGCCCCCCGCCCCAGGGAGGACCGAACAAGACGGGGGGUCCCCCCUUCUCCCCGGGGGGAGAGAAGCCCCGUGCUGCCCUGGAUCAGGGACCCCGCCCCCCUGGGACUCCGGGGCAGUUCUGGGACAAAAGCGGGAGGACGGGACCCCCCAGCCCCGAGCAAGUGAGUUUUUCUCUUUGUACGAGAGGGGAUCGGCCGCUGCUUUCAGCGCCAUCGGCCAGUAGAAGCAGCGGGUGGUCCCCACCUCUGUGUAUGUAGAUAUAUCGACUUUGUAUUAAAGGAGAUCGUCCGACCGGCCAG
Molecule: messenger RNA, 7260 nt
Organism: Condylura cristata (star-nosed mole)
Lineage: Eukaryota; Metazoa; Chordata; Mammalia; Eulipotyphla; Talpidae
Gene: PTPRS
Product: protein tyrosine phosphatase, receptor type, S
Exons: 33
Coding region: 222-6185 (1987 amino acids)
Biological process (GO): protein dephosphorylation
Molecular function (GO): protein binding; protein tyrosine phosphatase activity
Source: RefSeq, a predicted model, not a curated record